AUGCAUUCUCGACGGAACAUAUCGCUUGUGAGCGCCCAUUGCGAGGGAGAGGCGGGAGACGUGAUCAUAGGUGGUGUACUGGACCUCCCAGCCAACACUAUGCACGAGAAGCUGGUCCGAUAUACGAAUGAGCAAGAUGAUCUUCGUCGGCUGUUGUUGCAUGAGCCGCGAGGUCGGCCGGAGAUGAGUGUCAUGCUUGUGGUCCCCCCAUGCGACCCUCGAGCAGAUGCCGGGUUUCUGAUAAUGGCCCCUGGGGAUUGGGUCGCAAUGUCCGGAUCAAACACGAUUUGUACCACCACUGUUCUCCUUGAGAUGGGUAUGAUUCCAAUGGAAGAGCCUUCCACGCUGGUCAAGCUUGAUACCGCCGCUGGACUCAUCACAGCCAACGCCGAGUGCGUGAGCGGAAAAUGCAAGUCUGUCUCUUUUGACAAUGUUCCGGCAUUCGUCUUUGCCAUCGACAAGGAAAUUGACAUUCCGGGCCUUGGAACAAUUGCCGUGGACAUUGCAUAUGGUGGCCAGUGGUACGUGAUCGCUCAAGCACAGGAUUUGCAUGUCGAGGUGAGAACCUCAUUUGGUCCUCAGCUCAUCGAGCUAGGCAAACGACUCAAAGAAGCGGUAUUAGCCCAAUGCUUGCCUAAACACCCAGAGAACCCGGCCAUUUGCGGCAUCAACAACAUCAUCAUCAGCGAGCCUCUUGCCAAUCAGAACGGAGUGAAGUCAGUGAAGCAUGCGGUGAUUGUUACUCCAGGAAGACUGGAUAGGAGUCCUUGUGGCACCGGUAGCUCGGCUCGACUUGCGGUGCUUCAUGCGCGAGGUCAGCUAGGAGUUGGAGAAUUAGCAACUUUCCGAAGUGUCAUUGAUACGGAGUUUAUAGGCCGCAUUCGGGGUCUGACCAAAGUUGCGGGCACAGCCGCGGUGCUUCCCACCAUCAAAGGCAGGGCAUGGAUAACUGGGGAACGGCAAAUUCGGCUUGACCCGAGUGACCCAUUCCCUGUGGGGUUCUUGGUCUAA
This is a messenger RNA of Penicillium olsonii, 1011 nucleotides long. The record is from the annotation of a GenBank genome assembly. NCBI's taxonomy places the organism in Eukaryota, Fungi, Ascomycota, Eurotiomycetes, Eurotiales, Aspergillaceae.